UUAGAUUUAUUGUUCGAAAUUAUUUUAAUGUCACAAUUAUUCCGAUUGAAUUUAUAUCGAUUUUCUUUGAUCUUAUAUAAUACGCAAAUGUAAUAAUUGAGCGAAUAUCGAAUCAUGAUAAAAUUCUGAAAGAAAAUAUAGAUCACGUCAGAAAUCGAAACCGAUAAUGAUGACGAUUCAACGCGAGUUAUGUUUCAUAGUAUAAAUAGGCUCGUGUUUUUAUAGUUACACAUAAAAAGAUAAGGAACAUUUUCUCGUGUAUCAAUUUCAUCGAAAUUCGAAUUUGAUCUGUUUCGAUUUCUGAAUCUUCUGAAUUAUUAUGUUUCACGUUAGGAACAUAUGAAUUGUAAUAGGCGAUAUAUCCGUCGAUUUAUUUCAAGGGAUAUACAUAUUUUGCGUUAUUUAUUAAUUAUCAAUAAAUGGCUUUCAUUUUCUAAUAAUAUGUAAUGUGAGAGCUAGAGUUUCGAUUCUUUUCUAUGUAGGCUGAUACCAUGGGCUGAUAGCUGAUAGGCAUCGACAUAUAGCCAAAUCAUAUCGAUCCAUAGCAUUGCGCAUUGUGCAACUGAGUGCAGUGCACAGUUCAGCACAGUCCUACUACACUCACUUCCUCGUGUGAGGUUAUGUUUUCCAAAACAUAACCUUCAAUCUUGUAAUUGUUCUACAACUGUGCUAUAUAGUUCCAGGGAGGGACUGACGGCACCUAUCUUCCCUCACCUGAGGGAUUAAAAAAAAAAAAUUGUUCAACUGGCAGAAGUUGAACGAGUUGGACAGUCAGGGCAGUCAGGCAGAGGUGGCAGAGUGGCCAAGUCACACAGUCGCACAUGCUGCUUCUGCAAAAGAGAAAUAUUAUUUAGUAGAGACCAUGGGCAAAAGAGGCAAAGGAGGAGGCAGUAAUUUAGGAAAAUCUUUAAUCAGGGAUCGAUUUGGAUCCAGGAAAAUUAAAAGAAACAGCAAUGAGCCGUCUAUGCUUCACACUACAGAGAUUAAUGACGGUUACGAUUGGGGCCGACUCAACUUGCAAUCGGUUACAGAGGAGAGCUCGUUUCAAGAGUUUCUGUCAACCGCUGAACUCGCAGGAACAGAGUUUAACGCAGAGAAAUUAAAUAUUAAAUUUGUGAAUCCCAAUAGUGGUGGCUUGCUCUCGAAGAAUGAAAAGGAGAAAGUAUUGGAGGUGCAAGAAAGAAACAAAGGCCUUGUUAAGAUACCUAGAAGACCGAAAUGGAAUAGUUCCAUAAACGCUCAAGAAUUACAUACUCUUGAGAAAGAGGCAUUUUUGGAGUGGAGACGUCAUUUGGCUACGUUGCAACAAGUCGAGGGAUUGAUAUUGACGCCUUAUGAGAGGAACUUGGAGUUCUGGCGGCAAUUGUGGAGAGUGGUGGAACGCAGCGACGUGAUUGUACAAAUUGUUGACGCACGCAACCCAUUGCUCUUUCGCUGCGAGGACUUGGAACGUUAUGUUAAAGAAAUAAAUCCUGACAAAUUAAAUAUGAUUCUUCUUAAUAAAGCAGACUUCUUAACGGACGAGCAAAGAGAUACGUGGGCAAAAUAUUUUACAGACAUAAAUGUACAGGUGGCUUUUUUCUCUGCUACGUUAGCAGCAGAGAAACAGCAGAUAGAAGAAGAGGAUGAAGAUGAAGCAAAAUCGAUAAAUGAAAAUGAUAAUGAUCAUCUUGAUGAAAUAGAUGACUAUAGUACUGACGAGUUUAACUCGGAAUUUGCUUCGGAAUCGGAAUCGGAAUAUGCCAGUGCGGAGGAUGGUACCGAGGUUGACAAUGAUACGUGUACUAAAUCUAAUAUAGAACCUGCUGUUGAUAAGCAAACGGGAGCUCAAUGCGCGAUGGAGAAUUUAAAAAUCUUUGAUACAGACUUGGAAGGCAAAACGAAGAAAAUAGUUAAUUCGCCGAAAUUAUUAAACAGGAACGAUCUUGUGCAAUUAUUUAAAAUAAUUUAUAGCGGUAAUAAAACCUACACAGAUGGAGUGACGACAAUCGGUUUGGUGGGAUAUCCGAACGUUGGAAAAAGUUCCACUAUCAAUGCUUUGCUCAUGGACAAAAAGGUUUCCGUGUCUGCCACCCCAGGCAAAACUAAGCAUUUUCAAACGUUGUAUUUAGACAAGGAUUUACUAUUGUGUGACUGCCCAGGCUUGGUAAUGCCAAGCUUUGUUUGUACAAAAGCCGAGAUGAUCUUGAAUGGCAUACUGUCGAUUGAUCAGAUGCGAGACCACGUACCGGCAAUUACGUUACUGGCUACAUUGAUACCUAGGCAUAUUCUGGAGGACCUGUAUGGUUUUAUGUUACCUACGCCACCCGAGGGAGAGGACUCGAAUCGCGCACCAACCGCAGAAGAGCUUUUGAACGCGCACGCUUAUAAUAGAGGUUUUAUGACGCAGAAUGGUCAGCCGGAUAAUCCACGUUCGGCUAGAUACAUUUUAAAGGAUUUUGUUAACGGUAAAUUGCUAUAUUGCGUUGCACCGCCAACGUUCGAGCAAGAGCGCUUUCACACGUUUCCGCCGCGACGUCGCAAUAUAUCCGCAAACAGGCACGUACCACCCCGAACAGUUCGCGUAAAUGAAGGAUGUCGAGUUACAAUCAACGACGUGGAUCAAAAGUUCUUCCAGGAUAUACAUGUCAAGAAGAUUGUUGGACCUAUGCUAAAAUACUCUACAACGCACGCGGGAUCAACGGUUAAUUUGACAGAAUCGACCGAUGAUUAUUCGUAUAAAAUCAAGAAACCAUGGAAAAUGAUAAAUAAACACGUCAAUAAGAAUAAACGUGAGAAGGCUCGAAGAUUAUACGCUCAUCUUGACCAACAUUGAGUACAAAAAUGUGCGAAAAGUACCAUUUUGCGUUUUCUGAAUCCAUUAGCUUUGUAACAGCUAUGUAGUAUAGCUGUAUGAUUGCACAUAUAUAUAUAUAUAUACAUACAUACACACGCAAAAACACAGGCAUGUUGCAGAUUUAUAUUCAGAUGUAAUCGUGAAUGAUACAUGUAUAUAUGCUAAAAUAUGGUAUUUUAUAUUUUA
This is a messenger RNA of Temnothorax curvispinosus, 3022 nucleotides long. RefSeq names its product large subunit GTPase 1 homolog (gene Ns3). Bases 863 to 2815 code for a protein of 650 amino acids. The transcript is spliced from 4 exons. Lineage: Eukaryota; Metazoa; Arthropoda; Insecta; Hymenoptera; Formicidae. The record is from RefSeq and is a predicted model, not a curated record. Gene Ontology annotation, molecular function: GTPase activity; GTP binding. Gene Ontology annotation, cellular component: cytosol. Gene Ontology annotation, biological process: ribosomal subunit export from nucleus.